UGGCCACCACCCAGAGCAGGCCGGCCAGCCUAGUGUUGCCUGUGCGGAGGGCAGCAGCGGGCACUGCCGAGAUGGGGCUGGCGGCGGAGGCCGGAGGCGCCUACUCCCGGGCGGGGGGCAGCCCCAGGGACUGUGGCUACUACCUGCGCUACUUUUUCCUCUUUGUCUCCCUCAUCCAGUUCCUCAUCAUCCUGGGCCUCGUCCUCUUCAUGGUCUACGGCAACGUGCACGUGAGCACGGAGUCCAACCUGCAGGCCACCGAGCGCCGGGCCGAGGGCCUGUACAGCCAGGUCGUGGGGCUCACGGCCUCCCAGGCCAACCUGUCCAUGGAGCUCAACCUCACCUCCCGCGCCAAGGAAGCCAUCAAGCAGCUGAUGCUGAGUGCCCGCCGCGAUCUGGACCGCAUCAAUGCCAGCUUCCGCCAGUGCCAGGCUGACCGGGUGAUCUACGUUAACAACCAGAAGUACAUGGCGGCCAUCAUCUUGAGCGAGAAGCAAUGUCAAGAGCAGCUGAAGGAGACUAACAAGAGCUGUGAUGCCUUGCACCAAAUAUGGAACCAGAAGAUCCGGACGCUGGAGGUGGAGCUGGCAAAGGAGAAGGAGGUGUGCACCAAGGACAAGGAGGGGCUGGCGCUGACCCGGCGGCGGGUGGAGGAGCAGCUGGCCGAGUGCGGCCAGGCCCGCGAGCAGCAGCAGCUGGCCCGGCAGCUGGCCGACGAGCGCCUGCACAAGGUGCAGAGCCUCUGCCUUAUGCUGGACAAGGACAAGUUUGAGACGGAGCUGCGGAACCUCUGGAGGGACUCCAUUAUCCCGCGCACCCUGGACACCAUGGGCUACAACCUGUACCACCCCCUCGGCUCAGAGCUGACCUCCAUCCGGAGAGCCUGCGACCACAUGCCCGCCCUCAUGAGCACCAAGGUGGAGGAGCUGGCCCGGAGCCUGCGGGCCGACAUCGAGCGCGUGGCCCGCGAGAACUCGGACAUCCAGCGCCAGAAGCUGGAGGUGGAGCAGAGCCUGCAGGCCACUCGGGAGGCCAAGGAGAAGGUGGAGAAGGAGGCCCAGGCCCGAGAGGCCAAGCUCCAGGCCGAAUGCGCCCGGCAGACCCAGCUAGCCCUGGAGGAGAAGGCGGCUCUGCGGAAGGAGCGAGACCACCUGGCCAAGGAGCUGGAGGAGAAGAAGAAGGAGGCCGAGCAGCUGAAAUUGCAAUUGGUCGUCAGCCACUCCGCCUUGGACACCUGCAUCAAGGCCAAGUCGCAGUCGAUACCUGUACCAAGGCCUGUGGGCCCUGCCCCCAACCCCCAGCCCAUCGAUCCAGCUGGCCUCGAAGAAUUCAAGAGAAGGAUCCUGGAGUCCCAGAGGCCCCCUGCAGGGGCUGCAGCCCCAUCCAGUGGCUAAGGAGGCCCAGGCCCUGAGGACCGAGGCGUGGCCCCGACUCGCCAGUCUGCGGAUGCGGCGGGCAGGGACCCCCCGACCCCGCACGCACGCCAGAGUGGGCGCCCUUGCCCUGCACCCCGCGCUCGUCCUGCCCCACCCCCACCCUCACCCCCUACAGCCUCCCAUACUCCUUCACGGGCCCACACCUGCACCGCGCUAUCCCUCCCCCGCCCCUAGACACUGCACGGGUGUCACAGACAGAGAGCCGAUGGGUCCCACAAAGCCACGGCAGUGACGUCACACACAGAGCGUGAGAACGGGGCACACAGACACAGCGCCCCAGCACGCACGGGCUUUCCGGCCGGCCCUGGCGCAAUGUCACACCCCUCCAAUGCCCCCGGGCCAAGGCACCCGCGUCUGCACGCCCCUGUGUCCCCACCGCACAGCCCUCCAAUUUCCCUGUCUCCUGACCCUCCCUCACCCGGUGUGCCAGGCUCGGGAAGGGAGAACAGGAAAGCAUGAGCCUCCGUUUCCUGGAGAGUCCCCAGGUUCCCCUGCCAGGCAGCACCGGGUAGUCCCGAGCUGUCCCUCGGUCCCUCACCCCCCAUACACAGCCCUGCCUGUGGCCCGUAUAAAUAUGUUAGUGGCACUAAAUAAAUAUUAUUGAAUCCUA
Suricata suricatta (meerkat) is the source of this 2046-nucleotide messenger RNA. It is a transcript of the gene PLVAP, whose product is annotated as plasmalemma vesicle associated protein. The transcript is spliced from 6 exons. The record is from RefSeq and is a predicted model, not a curated record. Bases 72 to 1394 code for a protein of 440 amino acids. Gene Ontology annotation, cellular component: caveola. Lineage: Eukaryota; Metazoa; Chordata; Mammalia; Carnivora; Herpestidae. Gene Ontology annotation, biological process: positive regulation of cellular extravasation; regulation of vascular permeability.